Molecule: messenger RNA, 2238 nt
Organism: Penicillium riverlandense
Lineage: Eukaryota; Fungi; Ascomycota; Eurotiomycetes; Eurotiales; Aspergillaceae
Product: GMC family oxidoreductase
Exons: 3
Coding region: 1-2238 (745 amino acids)
Molecular function (GO): long-chain-alcohol oxidase activity; flavin adenine dinucleotide binding
Source: RefSeq, a predicted model, not a curated record
AUGGCAGAUCAGGCUGUGUCCACGUACACGCCACUAGAGGUUCCUGUUCCCCCAGUUCCUGCGCCGUCUUAUUUCUCGGAGCAGCAGUGGACGACCUUCUAUGCUCUGGCUGACGCGAUUAUCCCGUCUAUUCGCGGGUCGUCUGUAUCCAAUACGUCCAAUGACAGAAUCAUCUCGCAGGAUGAGUGGGAUGCUGCCGUAUCAAAGCUGACGGCUACGAUCCCUGGCCCCGAUGCGGCAAAGCUCGCAGCCCAGUACCUGACCGAGGAUGCGUCGUCGAAUCCUGCGUUCCGUACCUGCGUCGAGCGCAUCUUCGGCGACUUUGUGAAUGAAGAAGGGAAGCGUGGCAUUGGGCUGAUCCUUAGGGCGCUUAAUACCUGUGCUGGAUCAUUGAUCCUAACCGGAUCUACUACACCUAUCCAUCAGCAAUCGGUAGCCGUCCGUGAAAAGGUCUUUCGUGGAUGGGACACAUCGCGCUUGCCCCCCCUUCGGCUCAUCUACCGAGCGCUUAGCGCUAUCGUCAAGAAAUCAUGGGUGAUUACUAGCCCGACGAUGAGUCCCGUACUUGGUCUCCCGCGCGUUCCUGUCCACGGAAAGUUCGCCGAGGGUUUCGCGUACGAAUUUCUACAGCUCCCACCAGGAGACCAGCCGGAGACGAUCGAGACGGAUGUUGUCGUUAUAGGCAGUGGCUGCGGUGGUAGCGUGGCCGCGAAGAAUUUGGCCGAAGCUGGACAUCGCGUGCUCGUGGUUGAGAAGUCCUAUUCGUACCCUAGCAAUGCCUUUCCGAUGACUCCCAACGAAGGCUUUGUGAAUAUGUUUGAAGCUGGAGGCGCUGUCCUUAGCGACGAUGCGUCUAUGGUGAUUCUAGCAGGCUCAACGUGGGGAGGCGGCGGCACCGUGAAUUGGUCGGCAGCCUUGCAGACGCAGGGAUAUGUCCGACAGGAGUGGGCAGACGGCGGCUUACCAUUCUUUACCUCGUUCGAAUUUCAGCAAAGCCUUGAUCGCGUCUGCGAUCGUAUGGGCGUGAACACGGAGCAUAUUUGUCACAACCACCAAAAUAGGGUUAUCCUUGAGGGCGCACGCAAACUUGGCUAUGCCGCUAAGGCCGUGCCGCAGAAUACGGGGAAUAGUGAGCACUAUUGUGGUUACUGCACCCUAGGCUGUCACUCGACAGGAAAGAAAGGCCCUAUUGAAUCGUGGCUAGUGGACGCUGCGAAGGCCGGGGCGACCUUUAUGGAGGGCUUCCGGGCCGACAAGGUGCUUUUUCAAAACGAUGAUAAGCGAGUCGCAUCGGGUGUAGAGGGAACCUGGACCUCGCGAGAUUCGCACCUUGGUCUUAGCGGCGAGGCCGUGCGACGCAAGGUAAUUAUCAAGGCCAAGAAGGUAAUCGUAUCAUGCGGUACGUUGCAGAGCCCGCUGCUGCUACUGCGAAGCGGCCUAAAGAACUCCCAGAUUGGUCGAAACCUCCAUCUCCAUCCUGUCAUGGGCGCUGGCGCGAUUUUUGACGAAGAGACCCGUCCGUGGGAGGGUGCCGCGUUAACGACCGUGGUAAACGAGUUUGAAAAUCUCGAUGGACGCGGACACGGCGUGAAGAUCGAAUCGGUAGCGAUGAUACCCUCUGUGGUUAUUCCCGUAUUCCCGUGGCGGGACGGACUCGACUACAAGUUAUUCGCGGCUCGCAUAAACCACAGCUCUAGCUUCAUCACGCUUACCAAAGAUCGUGAUAGCGGACGUGUCUACCCAGACCCAGCGGACGGACGUGUUCGCGUCGACUAUAGCGUCUCCGCUUUUGACCGCAAGCAUAUAGUGGAGGGGCUGAUCGCCUCCGCCAAAAUCGCGUAUAUCUCGGGUGCAAAAGAGUUUCAUACGACCUACCGCGACAUCCCGCCCUUCAUCCGGCCGAACGCAUCGACUCCAGGAGCCCCCGAAGGCACUAAUGAUGCCGCGUUACAGAGCUGGAUUGCUCAGCUCCGACGGAAGUCGCCCCUAAACCUAGAGCGGGGCCUAUUCGCCAGCGCCCACCAGAUGGGCACAUGUCGCAUGGGCAAAUCCCCCAAAUCGAGCGUGGUGGAUCCGAUUUGCCAGGUCUGGGGCACUAAAGGCCUCUACGUGGUGGAUGCGUCCGUGUUCCCUAGCGCUAGCGGCGUGAAUCCCAUGGUCACCAACAUGGCGAUUGCAGACUGGGCCAGUCGGAACAUCGCACGGCUUAUGGAAAGUCACAAGGCAAAGGGAACGUGA